Messenger RNA from Ambispora gerdemannii, 1491 nucleotides. The record is from the annotation of a GenBank genome assembly. Lineage: Eukaryota; Fungi; Glomeromycota; Glomeromycetes; Archaeosporales; Ambisporaceae.
AUGCCUACCAAUAUCGAGGUUGAAUCGUUAAAAGCCAAAUAUGCUGCCGCUGGGCAAGGACAUCUUUUUACCUUUUAUGAUGAACUUGAUCCAGAAGAGCAAAAUUCGUUAUUUGACCAAUUAUCAAAACUUGAUGUUGAACGCGUCAACCGUAUUUUUAGAAAAGCCGUUUCAGGCACCGAAACGGUCUCCUCAUCGCAACAAGCUAGUCUUGAACCUUUACCAGAGGAAGUAUUUGACUCGGUUUUGAGUGCGGACGAAGUGAAAAUAAAAGAUUGGGAGUCGUUAGGCUUACAAUUGAUUGCUGAAAAUAAAGUAGCCGUCAUAUUAAUGGCUGGCGGUCAGGGUACUCGUUUAGGUUCGAGUGCACCAAAAGGUUGUUAUGAUAUUCGUUUGCCUUCGGCAAAGUCACUAUUUCAACUUCAGGCAGAACGCAUCCUAAGACUUCAAAAGUACGCCCAGGAAAUUACUAAAACCACUUCAAAGGUGGUUAUACCUUGGUAUGUUAUGACCAGUGGCCCAACAAGAUCAGCCACUGAAUCUUUCUUUAAGGAACAUAAUUUCUUUGGACUUCAAGAAGAGAAUGUGAUCUUUUUUGAGCAAGGUACUUUACCCGCUUUAACUAACGAUGGUAAAAUAUUUUUGGAGAACAAAUCAAAACUUGCCAUCGCUCCCGAUGGUAAUGGUGGAAUUUAUGCAGCAUUACGUUAUGAAGGCAUAUUAAAUUCAUUGAAAACACGUAAUAUCUCAUACGUUCACGCUUAUUGCGUCGAUAACUGUUUGGUUCGUGUUGCUGAUCCGAUAUUUAUCGGUCAUUGCGUUUCCAAGAAUGCUGAUUGUGGAGCAAAGGUUGUUGGUAAAUCAUCUCCUGACGAGCCUGUAGGUGUGAUUGCUAUCAGAAAUGGGAAAUUUAACGUGGUAGAAUAUAGUGAAAUUGAUCUUACCAUCGCUUCUACUACAACCGCCAAUGGUCAAUUGGCUUAUCGUGCCGCGAACAUUGCGAAUCAUUUUUACACUGUCGAUUUCCUUAAUCGUGUCGAAUCCUUUGAGAAUGAACUCGAAUAUCAUAUUGCGAAAAAGAAAAUCAAGCAUAUCGAUGUUACCACCGGUGAAUUGGUCUCACCUAGUAAACCCAACGGAAUGAAACUUGAGUUAUUUGUGUUUGAUGUGUUUCCAUUCACAGAAAAUAUGGCAGUUUUCGAAGUCGAUCGAAAAGAAGAAUUUUCUCCACUUAAAAAUGCCCCGGGCACCGGCGUUGAUGAUCCGGAAACUAGCCGACGCGACAUUAUCAGUCAACAUAUCCGAUUUGUCGAGCGCGCUGGUGGCAAAGUUAUUGCUGGUGACGGGGAAUCUUCGACAGAUCUAAUGAACUUUGAGAUCUCACCGUUGGUUUCAUAUGCUGGUGAAGGAUUGGACGGGUUAAAAGGCAAAACAUUCCGUACUCCCGCUGUUAUCGAGACAGUGGCUGAUAUUGGCAAAUUAAUUCAUUAA